Phytophthora sojae is the source of this 1314-nucleotide messenger RNA. RefSeq lists its product as hypothetical. The record is from RefSeq and is a predicted model, not a curated record. The transcript is spliced from 2 exons. Gene Ontology annotation, molecular function: protein binding. Bases 1 to 1314 code for a protein of 437 amino acids. Gene Ontology annotation, cellular component: nucleus. NCBI's taxonomy places the organism in Eukaryota, Oomycota, Peronosporomycetes, Peronosporales, Peronosporaceae.
AUGCGGCCGUACCGAGAAGUGCUGGACGCGAUCAAGGGCCGCUGCGCCGUGGCCUCCACGAGCCUACGGGCGGGCGACCGCGUGCUCAUUACGUCUGCCGUAUGCGCCGCGUCCUCCCCGUCCUCCUGCGGCUGGUGCUUCGCGCCCGGCGACGUCUUCUCGCGGUGUUCCGCCUGUCGUAAAGCUCGCUACUGCUCCCGCGCGUGUCAGCAGCGCGACUGGCCGCAGCAUCGCCACGAGUGCGCGGCCUGGCGCUCCAUUCCAGAGAGAAACCCUUCGCCCACAGUGCUGCUGGUCGCUCGCCUUGCCGCCAAGCUUUUUCUGGGCUCCCAGGUCGACCAGGAAGAGAAGAACGGCGUGCUGAAGCUUCGGGACCAUUUGGCCGAUCACACGGAGCUUAAGCGCCACCAGUUCGAUGAAAUGACGCAGUUGGUGCUGCUCCUUUUGUCACGAUAUAAAGCAGAGAAGAGGGAGAAGAAUGCGACUCUCGACGAGCUCCACAGAGACCUGGAGCUCGAGAUACUCAAGCUUUUCGGUCGCGUCAAUUGCAACGCCUUCUCGGUGGCGAAUGAGUUCACGAAUGAGGCUGUGGGCAUCGGGCUGUACCCUGAAGGGGCUCUGUUCAAUCACGACUGCGACCCCAAUUGUGUCGUGAGUUUUAAAGGACGAGAGAUGCAGGUUCGUGUGGUGAGAGACAUCGAGGUGGACGAAGAACUCACGGUCUCGUACGUGGAGCUGUUGCAGUCGACGAAGGCGAGGAGGAGAGAGCUGAAGGAGUCCUACUUCUUUGACUGCGAGUGCAAGCGCUGCAAAGCUGCGACGAAUGGGCAGAGUAAUGAGGACUGGUACCUGGAUGGAUUGAGAUGCAGCAACAAGAAGUGUGCGUCUUCGGGUGGAGUCGAGAUCACUGCCUUUGAGAGAGAACUGGAGUCACUGGCAACGCUAAAGGCAGAGUCGAAUGCGAGCAGGUGGGAGAAGUACCGGCGCGAGUGGGAAAUUCUGACGAAUAGACUGCAACUUCAUCCGAGAAACUCACGAGUGGCAACAAUGGCCCGCGAGAUCGGCAACUUUUUACUGGUGGCGAUCUCUCCAGAGCUGCGCUCACAAGCUCUGCGAUUCCUCCUGGCGGAGUUGCAGGCCGUAGAGUGGUUGCUUCCGAAGACGAAGCUUCCAUCACGGGGACUGCUGCAUUUUCAAAUGGGCAAGGUGGUGUUUGAAGAGGUGAACGCUCCGUUGAAUGCCAUGCCGCAGGUGAAAAAAGUUGAUACAAUUCAACAAGCUGCCAAACAUCUUCAAGAAGCUCUCACUGUGUAA